Haemonchus placei is the source of this 402-nucleotide messenger RNA. The record is from the annotation of a GenBank genome assembly. Lineage: Eukaryota; Metazoa; Nematoda; Chromadorea; Rhabditida; Trichostrongylidae.
AUGCCACUUGCGCUUCUUGCCGUGGCGGACACAGCGUCCUCCUAUGCGGGCAGAGCACAUCAUAAAAGCAACGACGUUUAUGAUCAUCUAUGGCGGCUAUUUUUCCUAAUCGUUCCCUAUUCUACUCCCUAUUCCACCCACUGCACUCGCCCGUCGUCGUCACUUCCCUCGGCUGAUAUUCUUCUGCUGACAUUCAACCUUCACGCCUCGAUCGACAUAUUCAUUUCUGCCGCAGUGCUGCAUUCGUCGACCUUUAUUCUGAGCGUCACCGAUUCCUGCUGCACGCCACCUCAUUCGUUUCUCCUGCGGAAUGGUAUGGCUAGCAGUGCCGGUGGAGUUGCGGUGGUUUGUGGUUUUAUGCUCUAUGCAGUGCGCCCGAAGCCGACUGGAAGAGAUGUUUGA